AUGGCGUCCGCGCAUCUGGAGUACAUCGCCGCAGGAGGCAACAGACAUCCAUGCGCCGCCGACUGGACUGAGGAAUUGCUUGCAUAUGGAAGCGGUCACAAUGUUGCCAUCUGGAAACCAGAAAACAAUCACAAUCAAGGAGUCGAGACACUACUCGCAGGCCAUACCGACAUUGUUAAUGCAGUAAAAUUGUUCAGGGACCCGACAUCAGAAAAGCGAGUUUUGAUCAGUGGCUCGGCUGACAAGACCAUCUGUAUCUGGGUUGAGAAAUCUGACGCCAAAUUCGAGUUGGUCAAAAGUCUGACAGAACAUACUGCUUCUAUUAAUGUCAUUGGUGUUUUGCCUGAGUCUGGAGUAUUCGCUACCGGAGCCGCUGAUGCAACAUUGAAGAUCUGGAAGUUGCGUGUCAGCGAAGCAGCAGAGGUCGAGGUCGAUCUCGUCCAGAGCAUAACACUGACUCCUCGCUACUUCCCUCUCGCAAUCGCACUGGCCAAGCUUCGAAGUGGUCAACUCGUUGUUGCCGUUGGUGGCACCAUGGCGAACAUUCAGGUCUACAUGCAAGACAAGGACACUUUUUCGUUCGCAGCAAAGCUCACCGGACACGAAGCCUGGGUUCGAGCAUUGGACUUUACGCGCGAGAGUUCAAAGCCUGACAGUGAUCUCUUGCUUGCGUCCGCCAGUCAAGAUAAGUACAUUCGUCUGUGGCGUUUCCAUGCUGGUGAAGAGCUUCCAGAAGUGGCAGCUGCAGCAAGCGACCCAGCCAUGACUGUCUUCGGUCGCUCAUUGUCUAACAAAGCCCACUGGAUCGGAGAGGGAGAAUCAAAACACUCAAUUACUUUCGAAGCCUUGUUGAUCGGCCAUGAGGACUGGAUCUACACAGCUCGCUGGUUCACAAAAUCUGAACAGGAUGCAGCGCCACGACUUCUCACUGCGUCAGCAGACAACUCACUGGCUAUGUGGGAGCGUGACGCCGAUGGCUUCUGGACUUGCGCGACCAGAUUGGGUGGUUUCUGGAUUGGUUUGUGGUCGCCAUCCGGAAGCACAGUAGUCAGUCUAGGCAGAACCGGCAGUUGGCGAGCCUGGUCCUACAACGCAAUUGAGGAUCGCUGGUUGCGCGAGUUGGGUAUUUCUGGCCAUGUGCGAGCAGUCAAGGAUAUUGCUUGGUCAAACGAUGGCACUCAACUCAUGUCUACCAGCUCAGACCAGACAACGCGACUUUUUGCUCAGUGGAAACGAGAUGCUGCAACUACAUGGCACGAGAUGGCGCGUCCUCAGAUCCAUGGUUAUGACUUGAACUGUCUGUCUGCUAUCGGCGCAACCCAAUUCAUCUCAGGAGCAGACGAGAAACUCCUCCGUGUAUUCAACAAACCCAAGGCAGUUGCCCACCUUCUCGCCAAACUCAGCGGUACUACCGAAGACGCAGGAGACGCCGAUCUUCCCGACGCAGCAAACAUCCCCGUCCUAGGUCUCAGCAACAAAGCCAUCAACGCCCUGACACCCGAAGAGGAAGCAGCCACCGAACCCUCCGAAGAAACUACAAUCACGAAAUCCACCCUCGACCUCUCGCAGCCACCUUUUGAAGAUCAUCUCGCCCGCCACACUCUCUUCCCCGAACUCGAGAAAUUGUAUGGUCACGGUUAUGAGAUUUCUUGCGUGGCUGCAAGUAAUGAUGGUAGUUUGAUUGCUACAGCUUGCCGUGCCAGUUCCAUCGAUCAUGCUGUGAUCAGACUUUACGAGACGAAAGAGUGGAGAGAGGUUAAACCACCUUUGACUGCUCACUCCUUGACUGUUACUUCUCUCGCUUUCUCGGCUGAUGACAAGUAUCUCCUCAGUGUUGGUCGUGAUCGUCAAUGGGCAUUGUUCUCACGCUCCACACCUACUACCUACGAACUCGCAGCUUCAAACCCCAAAGGCCACAGUAGAAUGAUUCUAUCCUGUUCGUGGGCUCCAGUCUCUGCAUUCAACGUCUUCGCUACAGGCGGCAGAGACAAAAACGUAAAGAUCUGGGCUAUUGAUCCUUCCUCUUCUGAAGGCGUCAACGCAGAUCUCAAACUCAGCAUGCCAACCUCUGCCCCCGCCACUUCUGUAGCUUUCUACACUGGCACUGCAGCAGAACCAAACACAUUUAUCCUAGCUGCAGGUACUGAAGACGGCAGUCACAUGCAGCCUUCUGGUGCUAUUAAUGCUUUGAGAUGGAGACCCCAAGCCAAGGCAGAAGGACAAGAGAAGCCGCAAUUGGCUGUAGCGAGCGAAGACUUGUCGGUCAGAUUAUACGGUUUCGACGGUUUAGUUAGCAACUAG
Molecule: messenger RNA, 2301 nt
Organism: Aureobasidium musti
Lineage: Eukaryota; Fungi; Ascomycota; Dothideomycetes; Dothideales; Saccotheciaceae
Source: the annotation of a GenBank genome assembly